CCGUGUCUCACUUCUUGCCGCUCCGUUUCUCUAUUCAGAACAUCCUUUCUUGCCGGUUCAGGACUUGAAGUCCCUUCACGCUCUUUAGCCCUGCCUUCACGCUCUUUUCCACUGCCCUGCUUCCCCCACAUCCACUGCUUCUCUCACCUCCACUCAUACUUUCGCGAACAAGAACAAAAUGCUCUUUGGCGUCGGCACCUUUUCGCUUCUGUUGGCCGUUUUGUCAACUUCUUCCGCUUUGCCGGCGGAUAAAAACUGUACUCGCAAGCUCGAUGCUGACAUUGGGACCACCGCGCUUGUCGCUGAUGUGACUGCUUCCCCCACCAGCGUUCAAAGCACGCAAGGUGUUGUGUUGGCCAAUGUCCAGGCCGUUUCUUCAAGCUCAGUCAUCUCUGCUAGUGGAACUUCAGCGGGUGCAGAAACUGUACAGACGGCCUCUCAGACCAAUACAACCCCGUCGUCAUCAAGUGCAUCCUCUUUGGCCUCUACGAGUUCUUCAUCCUCGUCUGCCAGCAGCGACAGUCAGACCUUCCUUGACUUGCACAACGAAUUCAGAGCACUUUACGAUGCGGACGCUGUCACUUGGAAUGAUACUUUGGCGUCCUAUGCGUCUGAUGCAGCAUCCGCUUGCAACUUCGCUCAUACUGGUGGCCCUUAUGGAGAAAACUUGGCGGCGGGGGUAGGCGCUGGUUAUAACAUCACUAGUGGAUUUAAUAGCUGGACAAAUGAAGCGUCCGACUAUGAUUCGUCCAACCCACAGGCCAGUCAUUUUACCCAGGUUGUGUGGCAAAGCACCACUCAAAUCGGCUGUGCUGUGACUAAUUGUGCCGAUGGCACCGUGUUCACCGGCUACGGUACCGAUUCAGUCAAUAUUGUCUGCGAGUAUUAUCCACCCGGAAAUGUGAUUGGGGCCUUUGCUUCAAACGUUGCGGCAUAAAAGGGGUGACGGAUGACGGAAUAGUCGUUAUUUCAUCACGCCCGGUACUGCAUUUGACUUUCUGUAUUAGCUUGGUGCUGAGCACUUUGCUGAAUUCAAUGUCCAUUUCAUGAUUGGUUUGAUAUGUAUCGCAGAGUGAACGUUU
Molecule: messenger RNA, 1082 nt
Organism: Cryptococcus deneoformans JEC21
Lineage: Eukaryota; Fungi; Basidiomycota; Tremellomycetes; Tremellales; Cryptococcaceae
Exons: 8
Coding region: 179-937 (252 amino acids)
Source: RefSeq, a predicted model, not a curated record